AUUUUAUCUGAAAUAUAUUGAAAAUAUAUAACUAUUAUUUUAAUGUUUUAUCUGAAAAAAAGAUCCCAAUUGAUUUAUUCAAUCUUUCGAUUUAAUAAAUUUUUAGGUAACAAUUCCAAAAGAAACAGACGUUUAUUUAUCUGGAUUUGCUUAAAUGAUUAGGUAUCUAAUACAAAUAAAUAAGUAAAAAAUAUCAAGACUCAGCAUGUAUGUUAUCAAUUAAAUUGUUAGGUAUACAUACUUGUGCUUUAAAACUCUUCUCUUUAUAAUUUUUUUAAGAAUAUUUCACGUGUUUAUUUAAUUAAUUGUUGAAUAUUCAAUUAAUUUACGAAAAGUUUCCAAAUUCCAUAAAUCAGAAGAUACAAACAUUAAAACCCCGUUGGACAAUACCUUCUCUCUGCUUCACUUCACAGUUCACACACAACACACACUAAAUACAUCAUCAAAGUACACUGCACCUUAAAGAAUCAAUCUUCAUAAAACCCAGAAGAAAAAGUAUCCAGUUUUCUUCAUAAAUCUUAAGCUUCACCCUUUUUUUUUUCUUCUGGGGCUAACCGGAUUCUUGAUUUUCCGACGAGACACAGAAGCUUUUUCACCGGAAAACAUGGAGAUGGAUUUAUGGGGUUCAAGGGUUCAGUCUGUAAAACACCACCACCACCACCACUUUCACACUCUCCAAUCCGGACGCCUCAACAACUCCGAUAAUCAUCUUACAAUAGAUGGAGAUGAUGAUGUUAGAGCCUGGUUUCCCUGCCCAUUUUGCUAUGUAGAAAUCGAAAUCCCUGCCCUUUGUUGCCAUCUACAAGAAGAACACUGUUUUGAUCUAAAUAACGCGGUUUGUCCGAUAUGUGCAGCAAAUUUAGGCAAAGAUGCAAUUGCACAUUUCACAUCACAACAUGUUCAUUCGAUAAAGAGGAGGAGGAAAUCCGGGAAGUCUGGUUUGUGGAGUAAUGGUGUGAGCCUCUCACGAGAAAUGACUGAAAGGGGAAACAUGAAUGAAGCUACACCCGAUCCACUAUCGGCAUUUCUAUAUAGUGCUCCAUUUUCAGAAAUUCAAGAAGAUCAACCAACAAUACCAAGUACCACUUUUGAUGUCAAGAGCACAAACGAAGAAGUAGAAGUCAAGGAUCAUGAAGAGAAGAUGCAUAGAGCAGCAUUCGUUCAACAACUCAUAUUUUCCACCAUCUUCUAAAGUAAAUGUCCCAAGAAACAAAGCCAUAGUAGCAAGAGGAAGUUAAUAUGUGUAUCAGUUUAAGCUGGUCGUUGAUGGUUUAAAUUAUUAGUGUACCCAUCAUGUAUUUGUAACUUAUGCUACUUCCAAUGUGAAUUCAAUCAAAAUCUUUCAUAUCACUCAAACAUAUGCAUUAAUGUUUAAUCAAUAUCAUAUGACUACUAUAUUUCAAGUGACUGAAACAAAGAUCAAAAUAGCUAAAGAAAACACUUAGACAUAUGAAGUGAUUGAUUACAAGAAACCCGAAUCAUAUUUGCGAUUAAUUAAGCUAAGAAGCUAGCAUAAAUUCAAGAAAAGAGAUGUAUCAUGAAAAUGCAAAAUUAAGUGCAUAAAAUCUCUCCAGAAAAGAACACAUAAGAUCACUCAAGAAUGUUUCCGAUAACACCAGCUCCAACAGUCUUUCCACCUUCUCUGAUUGCAAACCGCAUUCCUUGUUCACAAGCAACAGGCAUAAUAAGCUCCACCACCAUCUUCACACGAUCACCAGGCAUAACCAUCUUUGAUUCUUCAUCUUUAUCGUUCAUAAUCGAAGUCACUUUACCUGUAACAUCGGUCGUCCUCAUGUAGAAUUGAGGCCUGUAACCUGCAAAAAAUGGUGAAUGCCUUCCACCUUCUUCUUUCUUCAACACAUAAACCAAAGCCUCGAACUUUGUAUGGGGUGUGAUUGAACCCGGUUUAGCCAAAACCAUCCCUCUUUGGAUAUCGAUCUUUUGAACACCUCUCAACAGAAGUCCGACAUUGUCACCUGCUAAAGCUUCGUCUAGAAUCUUCUGAAACAUUUCGACUCCUGUAACAAUGGUGGUUCUGGUAUCUUUCAACCCCACAAUCUCAACGCUCUCUCCGACUCUAACAGUGCCUCUCUCGACCCGACCCGUGGCCACUGUUCCACGACCUGUGAUUGAAAACACAUCUUCGAUUGCGCACAGAAAUGGAAGGUCGGUUUGCCUUUGUGGGAUUGGGAUGUAAUCGUCGACUGCUGCCAUUAGUUCAUAGAUUUUAUCGACCCAUUUGUUUUGGCCUUUUGCAAUCUUGGGGUUUUCUGUUAGAGCUUCUAAAGCUAACAAAGCAGAUCCGGAGAUAAUUGGGAUAUCAUCACCGGGGAAUUCAUAAGAAGAUAAGAGUUCUCUUACCUCCAAUUCGACCAAUUCAAGCAAUUCCUCAUCGUCGACUUGAUCUUGUUUGUUCAAGAAAACAACCAUGUUAGGGACACCAACUUGUUUCGCUAACAAGACAUGUUCUUUAGUCUGAGGCAUGGGGCCGUCGGCGCCGGAGACGACGAGGAUAGCUCCGUCCAUCUGAGCAGCACCAGUAAUCAUGUUCUUAACGUAAUCAGCGUGACCAGGGCAGUCGACGUGGGCGUAGUGGCGAUUCUCCGUCUCGUACUCCACGGUGGCGGUAUUGAUGGUGAUACCACGAGCACGUUCUUCAGGAGCGGCGUCAAUUUCGUCGUAUUUUUUGCCAAUUCCUCCACCUGUAGAGGCUAGGGCCAUGGUGAGGGCUGCAGUGAGUGUGGUCUUUCCAUGGUCGACAUGGCCGAUAGUUCCGAUGUUGACAUGGGGUUUAGUUCGCUCGAAUUUCCCCCGAGCAGCGCGUACGGUGAGAGAGCGGCGGCGGUGAGAAGGGUUGGCGGAGGAUGAAGAGGGGUUGUGGAGGAAAAGGUUUGUGGAAGCUUUAGAGACAAACGAAGAAGAAAGCAGUAUUCUGGUGGUGGGUUUCUGAAGGGUAAAAAGAGGGGAUGAAGAAGAGGAAGAUGAGGAAGGCGUGGCGUAUGUAAAUGAAGCUGCAGCGGUGGCUGCGGCGGAGAUGGACGCCAUUUACAGAGGGAAGAAGAUAGGAUUUGGGGAAGAAGAUGGAUAGGGUGAAUGUGUGUGGCUAGACGAAUGGGGGAAUUGAGAUUUGGGGGUUUUUAUCGGUUCAAAUGGUGGGUUUUCGAGGAUCCGUAUGGGGCUAUCGUAUGAUCAUGUGACGUGUAAUAUCAUAGUUCAUACCAUUUGCCAAAUAGGAUCCAUAUAUCUUUCUCUAUUCCUCCACAAACAUAUAACACAAUAAUCAGAUUUAUGACAUCCAAACUUUUAUUAAAACAUAGAUUUUUAUGCUUUAAAGUUCAAGCACA
Lactuca saligna is the source of this 3344-nucleotide messenger RNA. Lineage: Eukaryota; Viridiplantae; Streptophyta; Magnoliopsida; Asterales; Asteraceae. The record is from the annotation of a GenBank genome assembly.